UGAAGCAUUGUUCCUUCUCUUUUGCGCAUCCGUUUCCCCUCCCCGCGCAAUCGUGCUUGCUUUUUGCCUGCGGCUAUGGCGGGAGAAUACCGGACUUCGCGAAGGCGCACGGCCCGCGCACCGGUUGUGGCGCUUCUGUUGCUAGUGCUUGUGAGCUCGGGCGGCUAUGGCAGCGGCGGGGUGAAGGCCUCGGACGGCGUGGCGGCGGCGACAGAGAGACGCCGUGCGCUCGCCGCAGCGAGGCCCACCACACCUGAGGCUCGGCUGCGAGCGGCGGUGACGAGUCGCAACAAGACGGUCCUCCGACUGACAUCUGACAUCCUGCUCACGUCUGACCUUCCCGUCAUGACCUGCCCCAAUCUGACGGUCGUGGGCAACUGCAGGACACGUGACGGACGAUGGAGACCAUGCAAGAUCGACGGCGGACAGAAGUUCUCAGGAUUCAAUGCGACGGGUGGGAACGGGGUAACGCCGGGCCUCGAACUCGUGAACUUCCAUCUCACCAAUUUCCGUCGUACCAUUGCCUACAUGCCGGGGAUUAUCGUGGUCCGCAACUGCCUCGUCACCAAAAACACGGUGAGUUAUGGCAUGUUCUCCGCGUAUGUACUAAGUAUCGAACGCUCGACGUUUACUGGUAACAGCGGCGGUUUGAUCAGCGGCAUGUAUGUUAGCGUGGGUCUGGGUGAUGUAGUCUUUCGAUCGAACACAGGGCCGUUGAUCUCUCUCUACAAAGGAAACGUGAGUGGCCGAAGGUGCAGGUUCGAGGCCAACACGGGAGGUCCGAUAAGCGUGUCCAAAGGGGGCGUGAGGUUCAUUCGCUCUUCGUUUGUGAAUAACUCGGGUGGUGCCGUUACACUCGGUUUUGAUGGGUCGGGUACUUUCUGCAAUUGUAAAUUCGAGGGAAAUUAUGUGACAACGAGCGGAGGGAGAUCGAGAGUGGAACACGUGUACUUUGGCGGGAUUAUGGACGGGACUGAUGGGGUGCAGUUCUGCAAGAAGCGGCCUCGAGUCGGGGUGGUCCUCGAGUCGCCCGAUCUCGCUUCCUACAUCAAGGACUCGUGCAAGGAGUGUCCGAAAUAAUGAAACCAUCGCCUUCUCUCGCUUUUGCCUGCGAGGGUUGUCCAAAAUAAGGAUACUCUCGCGUUCUCUCUUCUCUCUUUUGAAGCUUUUUUGGGUUCCCCCCUCUUUCAACCCUUUUAUUAUUAUGGUAAUUGGUUUAUAGUCCGUUUUGUCUUUUUCGUCCUGAGCUGAGCAAAGGGUCCGAAGAUUCUCCUGGGUAGGGAAGCGAUCACGUGGCUUGGAGGGAAUCAAUGGGUGCUGACGUGGGAUGUAGGGAAAGGAGCGGUGGUGACGUGGCAUGUGCGGGAUCGAGUGGUGACGUGGCAUUCUAGGGAACAUUAAAUGUCCGAUAGGUGUGGAUGAAGAGGAGCAGGGUGAGCAGAGUGCGAAUUCUGAGAUUGUCUGAUUUGACAUUUUUUUUGUUGAGCCAGAAAGAGGACGUGCAUUGGAUUUGAAAUAAACGGAAAAGUCGGUUUUGGAUGAAAAAGCGAAUUAUCAUUAUGGCUUCACGAGCGGCUGUUGCCUUGGAAUCAACCACUGCUGUUUCG
Chara braunii is the source of this 1607-nucleotide messenger RNA. Lineage: Eukaryota; Viridiplantae; Streptophyta; Charophyceae; Charales; Characeae. The record is from the annotation of a GenBank genome assembly.